ACCCGUUUGUCAAGAAAUUAAAAAUUUUGGGCAUUUAGGGAUUUGAGUUUGCUGAUCUCAGUCCUUUUCCUCACACACUCUCUCCUGCCAUCUCCGUCGCUGCAACGUAGUGAUUCAGGGGUUUUCGUCUCAUCGUCACGCGCGCAGUUUUGUAGCAGUUGCAGUUGAAAUUACUGGGUUGUUCAGUUCGUGAAUAGAUUGUUGCUUGUUGUGAAAACUAGUGGAUAUUGUUAAAAAAAACUACCAAACUGCUUUAAGAGAAAAAUGCAGAAUAAAGCUGUCUUGGAAGAUGGGGAAGGAGAGUCUGUGACUGUUCCAGAGCCUGAAUUUGAUGAGUGGGGAAAUUUUGGGGACGAUGACAUAAUGCAGCAGCAAUUUUCAAUUCAGGCUGAGGAAGCCAAGAAAGUUCCAUUUGUUGGUGACAAGGAACCACUAUGUAGCUUAGCUGCUGAAUAUAAAUCAGGCAGUCCUAUCUUGCUGGAGAAAAUAAAGGUGCUUGAUGAGCAAUAUGCUGCCAUCCGUCGAACUCGAGGAGAUGGAAACUGCUUCUUUCGAAGCUUUAUGUUUUCAUACCUUGAGCAUAUUUUGGCAUGUCAAGACCAAGCAGAAGUUGAUCGUAUCAAAGCCAAUGUUGAAAAAAGUAGAAAAGCACUGCAGACCUUGGGUUAUGCAGACUUGACUUUCGAAGAUUUUUUUGCGUUAUUCCUUGAGCAGCUGGAAUGUGUUAUUCAAGGGAAAGAGACUUCCAUAAGUCAUGAAGAGCUUCUUCUUAGAAGCCGAGAUCAGUCAGUAUCAGAUUAUGUUGUUAUGUUCUUCAGAUUUGUUACUUCUGCUGAAAUACAAAAGCGCACAGAAUUUUUUGAACCUUUCAUACUGGGCUUAACUAAUACAACAGUCGAGCAGUUUUGCAAAUCAUCUGUUGAACCAAUGGGUGAAGAGAGCGACCAUGUGCACAUUACUGCCCUUUCAGAUGCAUUGGGCAUUCCAAUCCGCGUUGUGUACCUUGACCGCAGCUCAUGUGAUACUGGUGGUGUCAGUGUAAAUCAUCACGAUUUCAUGCCAGUGGCGGGUGAUCUCCCAAAUGCUAGUUGUAGCUCUGAAAAGAACGAUCCUUUCAUCACAUUGUUAUAUCGUCCUGGUCACUAUGACAUCCUCUAUCCAAAGUGAUGAUGACCUUGGGGAAAAGACCUUUAGUGACUUUUUUUGUUGUGUGUGGAGCCACAACAGCUCUGCCCUGAGCUAGGUUGUUAAGGACAUGCGUGGUCUGUACUUUGUUAAUGUUGAAUGAUCAAUUGUCUACAAUGAUAUACAUAUUUAGAAGAGAUUGAUCAACAAAGUACGUCAACAUUAUUAAUAAUCAAAACUCAACUUUGCGCCUGGUGCUUUGCAUGUUUUCAUUCUUCC
Molecule: messenger RNA, 1404 nt
Organism: Abrus precatorius (Indian licorice)
Lineage: Eukaryota; Viridiplantae; Streptophyta; Magnoliopsida; Fabales; Fabaceae
Product: ubiquitin thioesterase otubain-like
Exons: 10
Coding region: 265-1167 (300 amino acids)
Biological process (GO): protein K48-linked deubiquitination
Cellular component (GO): nucleus
Molecular function (GO): cysteine-type deubiquitinase activity; ubiquitin binding
Source: RefSeq, a predicted model, not a curated record